Molecule: messenger RNA, 294 nt
Organism: Trichomonas vaginalis G3
Lineage: Eukaryota; Parabasalia; Trichomonadida; Trichomonadidae
Exons: 1
Coding region: 1-294 (97 amino acids)
Source: RefSeq, a predicted model, not a curated record
AUGUUUGCUCUAUUAUUGGCUCAUGUACUCAGCGAAGAUAAUGACGAAAUCAAACUACUUAAUAUAGGAAAAGCAGGUGAAAUAGCCAUACCAGCAGGUACUCUCGUUUUUCUUGCAUGCCUUUCAAUUGUAUUAUACUUCAUCUUCGGUAAGCACCUUGAUGAUGAUAUCCCACUCGAAAAGAUCAUGGUUCUUGAUGAUAUGUCAGGAUCUGAUAGUAUUGACGAGCAAGAUACCUCGAAACCUGAUGAAGAAUCAGCAUCAACACAACCAGUUGUUAUUGAUGAGUUAUAA